Aspergillus tanneri is the source of this 2460-nucleotide messenger RNA. RefSeq names its product peptide alpha-N-acetyltransferase complex A subunit NAT1. The record is from RefSeq and is a predicted model, not a curated record. Bases 1 to 2460 code for a protein of 819 amino acids. NCBI's taxonomy places the organism in Eukaryota, Fungi, Ascomycota, Eurotiomycetes, Eurotiales, Aspergillaceae. Gene Ontology annotation, cellular component: cytoplasm; NatA complex. The transcript has 3 exons. Gene Ontology annotation, molecular function: protein-N-terminal amino-acid acetyltransferase activity; protein binding. Gene Ontology annotation, biological process: N-terminal peptidyl-methionine acetylation.
AUGCCGCAGCAAUUGAGCUCCAAGGAUGCGUCCUUAUUUCGCCAGGUGGUUCGUCACUAUGAAAACAAGCAACAUAAAAAGGCGAUGAAGGCUCUGAUCAUGAGCAACCAAGGACAGCAAGAAGAGGCGUUCGCGCUGGCCAAGGUAGCUCUGAAGAAUGACAUGAAGUCGCAUAUCUGCUGGCACGUUUAUGGAUUGCUAUAUCGCGCCGAAAAGAAUUACGAAGAGGCAAUCAAGGCAUACCGAUUUGCUUUAAGAAUUGAGCCGGACUCCCAGCCCAUCCAGCGGGAUCUUGCUCUGCUCCAGAUGCAGAUGCGGGAUUACCAGGGUUAUAUACAGAGCAGGAGUGCGAUGCUGCAGGCCCGGCCCGCUUUUCGACAAAAUUGGACGGCGUUGGCAAUUGCGCACCACCUCUCUGGCGAUUUGGAAGAAGCAGAGAAGGUGCUGACGACCUACGAGGAGACCCUCAAAAGUCCUCCGCCACUUGCCGACAUGGAGCACUCGGAGGCCGUCCUGUACAAGAACAGCAUAAUGGCCGAGGCGGGCAAGGUUGAGAAGGCUCUGGAACAUCUUGAGGCUGUAGGUCACCGGAUUACGGAUGUACUUGCGGUGAUGGAGAUGAAGGCGGACUACCUUCUGCGACUAGACAGAAAGGCCGAAGCAGAGGCCGCUUACACUGCUCUUCUGGAACGCAACCCGGAGAACUCGAUCUAUUACAACGCCCUGAUUAGGACCAAAGGAAUUCCAGAAACCGACCACAAGGCAUUGAAAGCUGUAUAUGAUCACUGGGCGGAAAAGAACCCGCGAGGUGAUGCUCCUCGAAGAAUCCCCUUGGACUUCUUGGAGGGGGACGAGUUCAAACAAGCUGCCGACGUUUAUCUACAGCGCAUGCUCAAGAAGGGUGUACCAUCGCUGUUUGCGAACAUCAAGACUUUGUACAGCAACACCGAAAAACGUGAUACGGUGCAGGAGCUCGUCGAAAGCUAUGCUUCGGGCAAGGUGGUGCCGCAGUCGAAUGGAGAGAACCAGGCCAACGGAGACAACACAGAAUUCCUCUCUUCUUCUUACUAUUUCCUCGCCCAACAUUACAACUAUCACAUCAGUCGCAACUUGCCCAAGGCCAUGGAAUACGUUGAGAAGGCUAUCGAGUUAUCCCCUAAAGCCGUUGAGUACCAGAUGAUGAAGGCGAGGAUAUGGAAACAUUAUGGGAACCUUGAGAAGGCCGCAGAAGAGAUGGAAAAGGCCAGAAUCCUCGACGAGAAAGACCGCUAUAUCAAUUCCAAGGCAGCGAAAUACCAACUUCGCAAUAACGAAAAUGACAAGGCACUCGAGAACAUGAGCAAGUUCACUCGGAAUGAGACAGUUGGAGGGGCAUUGGGUGAUCUCCACGAGAUGCAGUGUGUCUGGUAUUUGACGGAAGAUGGCGAGUCGUACCUUCGACAACAUAAACUUGGACUUGCCCUCAAGCGCUUCCACGCUGUGUAUAAUAUAUUUGAUGUGUGGCAAGAGGACCAAUUCGAUUUCCACAGCUUCUCUCUCCGGAAGGGUAUGAUCCGAGCGUACGUUGACAUGGUGCGCUGGGAAGAUCGUCUGCGCGAACAUCCUUUCUACGCGAGGAUGGCUCUCUCUGCCAUCAAGGCAUAUUUGCUUCUCCAUGACCAGCCCAAUCUUGCUCAUGGACCAUUGCCCGGCGGCGUCAAUGGGGAUGCGACGGACGAUGCUGAACGCAAGAAGGCCCUCAAGAAGGCUAAAAAGGAACAGCAACGGUUGGAAAAGAUCGAAUCCGAUAAGCGAGAGGCGAGAAAGGCAGCCGCAGCCACUGCAAAGGGCGCCGAUGGAGAAGCGAAAAAGGAGGAUCCAGAUCCACUUGGAAACAAGCUUGUUCAGACAUCGGAACCACUGAAAGAGGCGACCAAGUUUUUGACCCCGUUGUUGGAAUAUUGCCCUAAGAAUAUUGAGGCCCAAUGCCUUGGGUUUGAAGUGUAUCUCAGGAAAAACAAAUAUGCGCUCGCACUUAAAUGCUUGUCCGCCGCGCAUGCUAUCGACCCGUCCAACCCGACUCUUCAUGUUCAACUCCUCCGGUUCCGCAAAGCACUGGACAGCUUAUCUGAGCCACUCGUACCCCAAGUUGCAGAGGUUGUCAACGCCGAGUUUGAGGCUCUACUCCCCAAAUCACAAAAUCUGGAAAAGUGGAAUAAUUCGUUUACCGCCGCGCACAAGGAUAGUGUCCCGCACACACAAGCAGGUCUGACUUGCGGACAGCUCCUGAACUCGGAGUCGAAAUCCCAGUGCGAGAAGGACCUUACCGCCACACUCGAUUCCGACGUCGUCUCCAUUGAGAGUGCUCUGGCUGGACUGAAUUUGCUAGGCGAGUGGGGAAGUGAUCAAGCUGCAAAGACGGCGUACGCUCAAAAAGCCUCCAACAAGUGGCCCGAGUCGACCGCAUUUCGCCUGAGCUGA